Marmota flaviventris (yellow-bellied marmot) is the source of this 708-nucleotide messenger RNA. RefSeq names its product placenta expressed transcript 1 (gene Plet1). NCBI's taxonomy places the organism in Eukaryota, Metazoa, Chordata, Mammalia, Rodentia, Sciuridae. Gene Ontology annotation, biological process: positive regulation of cell migration; wound healing, spreading of epidermal cells; negative regulation of cell-matrix adhesion. Gene Ontology annotation, cellular component: external side of plasma membrane; apical plasma membrane. The record is from RefSeq and is a predicted model, not a curated record.
AUGGCAGUCCCCCGAUCCAUGUUGCUACAACUGGGGCUGUCUCUGUGCUGUGCACUGUACUUUUCUUCUGCCAGCCCUACACAUUACAAAGACAACUGCAUGGUCUUUGACACAUUCGUCACCACCAACAACUCCAACAUCACAGUCACCCCAGACGUCUUUGAGAACAACACAAACUACACAGUAUGGGUUCCUGUGAACGACAAUGACAGCGCUGUGGUCCUGCAGGCCUUUGACAAGAACAGCCACUCAGUGGGCUUCUGGCAAGACGCAGAUGAGGACUGCAACCGCAGCGCCCUGUAUCACGUGACCAGCUUCAAGCACCCACUCCUCAAGGCAAACUGGAUAGUCUCUGGUUCUGAAGACUUAACUGAAGUUGAGCUGCAAGUCUUCACUGUCAAUCUCAACCGGACGGCUACACUUUCUUCUCUGAAACUAGGAGGAAAAGUGACAGCCACACCCUGGACCUCCAACCACAUGAACAGCCUGACCACAAUCCCAACCAUAGCCAAGACCACAACCAAUACCACCAUCAAGACCACCACCAUGACUACAAACAUGACUACAACCAUGACUACAUCCAGGACCACAUCCAGGACCACAACCCUAGCCACAACGAAAAGCUUGGCCGUCAGAGCACUCAGCAGUCCCAUUGCAGGUGCCAUCCACAUCCUGCUUGUUUUUCUCACCAGCAAACUCCUCUUCUAA